This is a messenger RNA of Lutra lutra (Eurasian river otter), 1566 nucleotides long. It is a transcript of the gene CA5A, whose product is annotated as carbonic anhydrase 5A. Lineage: Eukaryota; Metazoa; Chordata; Mammalia; Carnivora; Mustelidae. Gene Ontology annotation, molecular function: zinc ion binding; carbonate dehydratase activity. Gene Ontology annotation, cellular component: mitochondrion; cytoplasm. The coding region runs from base 92 to 1018 and encodes 308 amino acids. The record is from RefSeq and is a predicted model, not a curated record. The transcript has 7 exons.
ACCCCAUCGCACAGUCAUCCUGAUCCGAGUGAGACCGGAGAGUAGGAGAAUCACCUGUUUUUACUGGGGUCCGUGGGGAAGCAGACCCAGUAUGCUAGGGACCCUGGUGCUGGGCAGGAGCCUUCGGAACGCCUCUGGUUUCUCCGUCUCGGUCACGCAGCUGUGGGGGGCCCCCCACUGUCAUCCACGCAGGGCAGAGCGAUGCCACUCCCAGGGUCCCUGCGCACAGAGGAACCAGAGCAACGCUUGGCACCCCCUCUGGAAGGGCCCGGCCUCUGUGCCCGGAGGCACCUGGCAGUCCCCUGUCAACAUCCGCUGGAGGGACAGCGUCUACGACCCGCAGCUGCAGCCCCUCAGGGUUUCAUACGCCGCGGCCAGCUGCCUGCACGUCUGGAACACCGGCUACUUCUUCCAGGUGGAAUUCGACGACUCGGCCGAGGACUCAGGGAUCCGCGGCGGCCCCUUGGAAAACCACUACAGGCUGAAGCAGUUCCACUUCCACUGGGGAGCGACGGACGAGCGGGGCUCGGAGCACACGGUGGACGGCCGCGUGUACCCAGCAGAGCUGCACUUAGUUCACUGGAACUCGGUGAAAUACCGAAAUUACAAAGAAGCCGUAAUGGGGGAGAACGGCGUGGCCGUGAUAGGCGUGUUUAUAAAGCUGGGGGCCCGGCACGAGGAGCUGCAGAAGCUGGUGCGCGUCUUGCCGGAAAUAAAGCUUAAGGGUGCACGGGCUGCUGUGGGCCCCUUCCAGCCCUCCCGCCUCCUGCCCGCCUGCCGGGACUACUGGACCUACCCGGGCUCGCUCACCACGCCUCCGCUCAGCGAGUCGGUCACCUGGAUCGUCCAGAAGCGGCCCGUCGAAGUGGCUCAGGACCAGCUGGCUGCCUUCCGCACGCUCCUGUCUUCUGCGCUCGGUGAAGAAGAGCGGUCCAUGGUGGACAACUACCGUCCACUUCAACCCCUGAUGAACCGCGAGAUCCGUUCCUCCUUCCAGGCCACGGAAGGGGGCAUCUGAGCAGAUGUCGCCUCUGACGCUAAACACAGAGAAAGAGAUCGUUGUUCCAGUCCCCGUGCUCUUCAGCUGCAGGGAAAGGAAACCACUUCAAAGCAGCUUCAUUGGGGUGGGGAACGGAAAUGUGGGACACGGGGUAGCUCGGGGCCCAUGGCAGGGCCCAACCGAGCCCCCGCUGACAGCUGACCCAGGCCACCAGCCUGGCCCCUGUCCGUCCACGCAACCUUGUCUCAGACAGGCACCCUCUGUGUCUCCACACGCAGAGGGACGGGGACCCACAUGCAUCUUCCCGGCCUCCAGGAUGUCUCGGUGUCCUGGGGCGGCCAUGACGUAUGACCACAAACCAGCGGGCUGACUCAACGGCAGUGUGUUGCCUCCCAGCUCCGGGGACUAGAAGCCUACACUGGUUCUGCCGGGAAGCUGCAGGCCACCAUGGCUUCCUGGCCUGCCCGGCCGCCAGAGGCGGCCUGCAUUCCCUGCUUGAGGCCCGGGGGUUCCCAGUGUGGCCUCUCAGGACCCCGUGCCGUUGAGCUAUGGUCCUUCUGCUUUUU